Molecule: messenger RNA, 1715 nt
Organism: Acinonyx jubatus (cheetah)
Lineage: Eukaryota; Metazoa; Chordata; Mammalia; Carnivora; Felidae
Gene: TTLL1
Product: TTL family tubulin polyglutamylase complex subunit L1
Exons: 13
Coding region: 248-1573 (441 amino acids)
Biological process (GO): microtubule cytoskeleton organization; protein polyglutamylation
Cellular component (GO): cilium
Molecular function (GO): tubulin binding; tubulin-glutamic acid ligase activity
Source: RefSeq, a predicted model, not a curated record
GGCGCGGUGUACCUGUGGCGGCAGCUGUGGUCUGGAGACAGAUUCGUGUCCCCCGCCCUGCUCGCCCUUCUCUGAGGGAUGGGACCUAGGCACUGCCCCUCCCCGUGCCCUCAUCACUCAAAGGGAGUGGGAGUGAGUGGGAGGAAGUAACAGGAAGACCAUCUGACGUCAGGUAAGAACCCGCAGCACGAGUCACUGAAGGAGAGAAAUUGGACGUUCCUGUUGGCUCCAUAAGUACCUAUGGAUUAUGGCAGGGAAAGUGAAAUGGGUCACUGAUAUCGAGAAGUCGGUGCUGAUAAAUAACUUUGAAAAGAGAGGAUGGGUCCAAGUGACAGAAAACGAGGAUUGGAACUUCUACUGGAUGAGUGUGCAAACCAUCCGAAACGUUUUUAGUGUCGAAGCUGGCUAUCGGCUCUCAGACGAUCAAAUAGUCAACCAUUUUCCGAACCACUAUGAACUGACCCGGAAGGAUCUGAUGGUGAAGAAUAUUAAAAGAUACAGGAAGGAGCUGGAGAAAGAAGGGAGUCCUCUGGCAGAAAAAGAUGAAAACGGGAAAUACCUCUACCUGGACUUUGUUCCGGUCACCUACAUGCUGCCCGCGGACUACAACCUGUUCGUGGAGGAGUUCAGGAAAAGCCCCUCCAGCACCUGGAUCAUGAAACCUUGUGGCAAAGCCCAGGGAAAGGGCAUCUUUUUGAUCAACAAGCUCUCGCAGAUCAAAAAGUGGUCCCGGGACAGCAAAACAUCUUCGUUUGUGACCCAGUCCACCAAGGAGGCCUACGUGAUCUCCCUGUACAUUAACAACCCGCUGCUGAUCGGCGGGAGGAAGUUUGACCUGCGCUUGUACGUGCUGGUGUCUACGUACCGCCCACUGCGCUGUUACAUGUAUAAACUUGGAUUCUGCCGCUUCUGCACGGUGAAGUACACCCCAAGCACCAGCGAGCUGGACAACAUGUUUGUUCAUCUCACCAACGUCGCCAUCCAGAAGCACGGGGAGGACUACAACCACAUCCACGGGGGCAAGUGGACGGUGAACAACCUGCGGCUGUACCUGGAGAGCACCCGAGGCAAGGAGGUGACCGGCAAGCUGUUCGACGAGAUCCACUGGAUCAUCGUGCAGUCGCUGAAGGCCGUGGCGCCGGUGAUGAACAACGACAAACACUGCUUCGAGUGCUAUGGCUAUGACAUCAUCAUCGACGACAAGCUGAAGCCCUGGCUGAUUGAGGUGAACGCGUCCCCGUCUCUCACCUCCAGCACCGCCAACGACCGAAUCCUUAAGUAUAACCUGAUCAAUGACACCCUCAAUAUCGCAGUCCCUAAUGGCGAGAUUCCAGACUGUAAAUGGAACAAAUCACCCCCGAAGGAAGUUCUUGGCAAUUACGAAAUUCUAUCAUGCACUUUCCUACACGGGCCUGGUGCGCGAAUGUUAAUGGAGAGGGGCAGCUAUGAUGAGGAGCUGGCGCAGGGCGACGGGGCUGACCGGGAGCUGAGAAGUCGCCAGGGCCAGUCGCUGGGGCCCAGAGGGGGCCGAUCGAGAGACUCGGGGAGAACCAUCCUCACAACCUGGAAGUGACCACCAGGAGGCGCAGAAGACCGCAGCCCGACCCUCCCAAAUGCUCCCCGCACCUGGGCCUAUUUUGAAAUUCCUUUUUUCUAGAGCUUUUUUCCUUUCGUAAGCCCUGUAAAUAAAUAAAGGCACUUCUUUGAAAGGUUAA